Messenger RNA from Oryza sativa Japonica Group (Japanese rice), 2025 nucleotides. RefSeq lists its product as uncharacterized. Lineage: Eukaryota; Viridiplantae; Streptophyta; Magnoliopsida; Poales; Poaceae. The record is from RefSeq and is a predicted model, not a curated record.
UUAUUUUGUCUGCACUUAGGGCUGUAUUGGGGCACUAGACGGCACACACAUCAGGGCAAGUGUGCCAGCCAAGAAGGUGGAUAGGUUUAGAGGCCGCAAGUCAUACCCCACACAGAACGUAUUGGCUGCUGUCGACUUUGACCUUAGGUUCACAUAUAUCCUAUCAGGUUGGGAGGGGUCAGCUCAUGAUUCUCUUGUCUUGCAAGAUGCAUUGUCGCGCCCAAAUGGUCUUAAAAUACCAGAAGGUAAUUAAACAUUUUGAAAGAAUCGUAAUUAGCCUUGUUGUAAGAAGAUAACAUUAGGCUCAUAUAUGACAUGAUUGAUGGUUGUAGGGAAAUAUUUUUUGGCUGAUGCUGGAUAUGCUGCUAGGCCGGGUAUAUUGCCGCCAUAUCGUCGUGUUCGAUAUCACCUAAAAGAGUUUCGUGGCCCUCAAGGUCCAAAAUGCCCAAAAGAGCUAUUCAACUAUCGUCAUUCUUCACUUCGAACUACAAUUGAACGAGCUUUUGGUGCUCUUAAGAACCGCUUCAAGAUUCUUAUGAAUAAGCCAUUCAUACCCUUGAAAGCCCAAGCAAUGGUGGUUAUCGCUUGUUGUGCCCUUCAUAAUUGGAUAUUGGACGAUGGACAUGAUGAAUUUGUCUCCGAUGAGGAUACGUGGUAUGCUCGCCUACCAAGGAGUAGUAACCGUGUCACUGACAAAGGGGCUGAUGUACGUGAGUGGGCAGCCAAGCGUGACGAUAUUGCCAAUCAGAUGUGGAAUGAUAGAAACAACAUAGAUGUCCACGAUGUUAUGACCAGCGAAUGAGUUACCAACUAUGGGAAAUCGUACUGAAGAUAAUAGCAAGGAAGGUGGCUCUCGUGAAAAGUAUAUCACUUGGAGUGAUGAUGCCACUCAGUUCAUGCUUGAGUGGUAUAUAUCGCUCCGCAAGGACAAACCUACCACCUUCAAGUGGAGGAAACAACACCACCAGCAGUGUGCUACUGCUUUGAAUGACAAGCUUGGACUUAGAGUCAACAGAAGCCAAGUCCAUUGGCAUUUCAGGCUAUGCAAGGAAAAAUGUAGUUGGAUCUGUGCAGCCUUAGGAAAAAGUGGCUAUGGUUUUGAUGCAACAUCAUGCAAAUUUAACAUUGACCCAUCGGAGAAGGAAGCAAACAAACUUGGUACAACUAAAUACAACUACUUGACUAAGCCUAUCAAAUUCUUCCAUCUCUUUGAAGAAUUAUUUGUGGGCUGUUCAAAAGCUGAUGGCUCUCUUGCGAUGGACCAGUUUACUGCUAAUACUAGUAGUGAUAGUGAUGGCAGUGGUAGCAUCAAGGAGUUGGAAGAAUAUACAUUUCCACUGCAAGAUGGUGGCAAUGAUUCCGACACAAUACCUCGCUAUAGUCCGACAACUGAUGCCACUUCUUCAGGGCAGAAGCGUAAGUUUGUGAAAUCACCUACCAAGAAGAUUGUGAAGCAUAAAACGAGCCGCCACAAAGCAGAGGAGGAUGAGCUGAUAGCUAGUAUCCUUAGGCUUGCUAACUCUCUUGCAUCUGCACAGUCUGUUGCAUCUGUUGAAGUGCCCUCUGUAGGAGAUCCAAAUGCAAGUAUUUGGAAGCGCAUAGAAGACCUCACCAUCCCAGCAAGUGACAAAAUUGAACUUGCAAUCUUUCUCACCAAGCCAGAACAAGAAUGCUUUCGUUCUUAUCUGCGAGUUGCAAGUGAUGAAAGUUUCCAAGCUUGGGUUAUAGAUUACUUUGGGCGCAAAUGUGCUACCGAUGGUGGCUAUGUCACUCUGUGAAUCAUUUGCCAGGUGGUGACAUUUUGGUUAGGGAGCAAUGCAUUUUGAUAAACCCAUGUUACUGUUAUAUACUUAUGAUAUAUGCUGCCACUACCAUAUAGGGGAUGGCAGUGUGAAGUAUAAAGUAGGGGUUAGUGCAAACCCAUGAUGUAAUAUAUGGCACUACUAUGUGGGUGAUUACGAAGUACUACUAUGUAGGGAUAUGUGCAAACCAAAAUGCUGUAAUGCAUGAUGUGUUAUUGCUGCA